This is a messenger RNA of Didymella exigua CBS 183.55, 2066 nucleotides long. RefSeq names its product amino acid transporter. Gene Ontology annotation, cellular component: membrane. Gene Ontology annotation, molecular function: transmembrane transporter activity. NCBI's taxonomy places the organism in Eukaryota, Fungi, Ascomycota, Dothideomycetes, Pleosporales, Didymellaceae. The record is from RefSeq and is a predicted model, not a curated record. The transcript has 4 exons. Bases 214 to 1965 code for a protein of 583 amino acids. Gene Ontology annotation, biological process: amino acid transport; transmembrane transport.
CGCCACAGCGUGGUGGUGAUCUCGGUGCCACCAGUACCCCGGCAAGCAGGCCAUCCCACCGGCAAUGGCGCCAAGGGCGGACGCGGGCUCCCAACUCAGAUUCGCGUGGGCGUGCUAACACAGCUUGCCCGCUCUAGGCUAGCAGGGAGCUGAUCCAGGCGCGGCUUGACGUCUACCUGCAGCCCUUCAAAGCUCGCGCGGGCCCCGGUCGGGAUGUCGCAGAGCUUUUCACGAAAACUCCAGAGGACCCCUUCAACCCCCGGCCAGCCUCAGGACUCCAGCACAUCACCGCUCACUAUGGCCACUACCGCCCACGCGUAUGGCACGCAGUCAGAUGCGUAUGCCGCUGAAAAUGAUGUCAUCCCUCGCACUUCUGAGAAGGGGAGGAAGAUGAGUCUCGGCAAGGCUGAUUCUUCUGAGGGUGCGUUGAACGACUCCGACGAUCUCCUGGCCGCCAUGGGCUACAAGUCCGAACUUGUUCGCUCAAGAUCGACUCUACAGGUUGCGUUCAUGUCCUUCGUUCUGGCUUCUAUUCCCUACGGUCUGGCCACUACGCUCUACUACCCGGUCAUCAACGGCGGUCCAGUCACUAUCAUUUGGGGAUGGCUCGCCGUCUCCCUGAUUAUUCUUUGCGUUGCAGCAUCUCUAGGAGAAAUCACCAGUGUCUAUCCUACCAGCGGCGGUGUCUACUACCAGACUUUCAUGUUGGCUGCUCCUUCUUACCGAAAGAUCGCUUCAUGGAUCUGUGGUUGGUGCUUUGUCGUUGGUAACAUAACGAUCACUCUUUCCGUCAACUUCGCUACUGCUCUCUUCUACGUGGCAUGUAUCAAUGUGUUCACCGACGCGGAAGGCAACGGUAUCUUUGCCGGCACAACAUGGCAGGUCUACCUGAUCUUCCUUGGUGUUACGCUUCUGUGCAACAUCGUCUGUGUCACCUCGAACAAGUGGCUUCCGUGGCUCGAUACCUUUGCCAUCUUCUGGACCUUUGCCGGUGUUAUCGCCAUUGUCGUGUGCGUGCUUGCUAUUGCGAAGAACGGUCGCCACAGCGCCGAAUACGUUUUCACCACACUCGACACCUCUAACUCUGGAUGGGUUCCCGGAUGGUCGUUCAUGGUCGGACUUCUCCACGCAGCCUACGCAACCUCCUCGACCGGAAUGAUUGUCUCUAUGUGCGAAGAGGUUCGUCAUCCUGCGACCCAGGUCCCCAAGGCUAUGGUCGGCACCAUUGUUCUCAACACUAUCUGCGGUCUUGUCUUCCUCAUUCCCCUCGUCUUCGUCCUGCCUGAUCAGGCCAUGCUCGCAGGCCUUGCAUCCGGCCAGCCUACCCCCCAGAUCAUUGUUGAUGCUGUAGGCUCCUCCGGUGGUGCCAUCGGUCUUCUACUCCCGCUCAUGGUCCUUGGUCUAUUUUGCGGUAUCGGCUGCACAACUGCCACGUCGCGCGCCAUCUACGCUUUCGCUCGAGAUGGCGGUAUCCCUGGCUACAAGAUGUGGAGGGUAGUCAAUACCAAGUUCGACGUUCCUGUCAACGCCAUGAUGAUGAGCAUGGCUGUUCAGCUUAUACUUGGUCUUAUCUACUUCGGUGCCGCGGCAGCUUUCAACGCCUUCUCUGGCGUCGGCGUCAUUUGCUUGACACUCAGCUACGCUGCGCCCAUCGUGUGCUCUCUACUCGGAGGCCGCAAGCAGGUUGUUGAGGGCCAGUUCUACCUCGGCAAGCUUGGUCUCUUCUGCAAUGUCGUUGCUCUUGCUUGGUCUGCACUUGCGACUCCCCUAUUUUGCAUGCCUACCUACCUUCCCGUUACCCCGACCUCGAUGAACUACGCCUCCGUUGUUCUCGCUGCUGUCAUCGUCAUUUCGACUGCCUGGUACUUCGUCUGGGGCAAGCGUAACUACGAGGGUCCUCCAACACACGAGGAUGCCGUCCUCGAGGCAAGGAGAGCCAGUUUGGUUAGCACCCGCAGUAAGUAGAAGAUAGUCGUGGAAAGGCUUCUAGAAGAUCGUACACAUUCGGCUCUUUCGUUGCUGGAAGAGAGGGCCUUGCUUGAUUCAGGAUGUUCGCUUGAGCAACA